CGACUUUUCUUUUCAUCUGGUUUCCCCAACCAAAUGUUCAUUGGAUAAUACUCGAGAGAAGAAAAAAAAAACCCCCCCAAAAAAACCCACGAUCAAAUACCAAUAGAAAGAAGCUUAUUCUAGACCAGUUCUAAUUCUGGUCAAGAUCUAUCCAAGAAAUAAAUCACGAAUCUUGGCUACUUGGAAACAAUUAUACCUCUUCCUUUGCAAGGCCUACAUUGAGUACCCGGUCUAUUAGAAUAAAGAUAACAGGUACCUCGGCAAAUCAUAUACGACACACAGAUUUCUGCACGGAUACCGCACCUCUUUAUUCAGAACAGCAGCGGCCGACGCCUACCGAUGUCGGGCCCUCCCUCCCGCCUGAAGGCGGUCCUCGGCCAUCUCGGCCUAGCCAACGCACCGGCGACGAAUGCGGGAGCGGAAGCCACGCAAGCCACUGCGCGUCCGAACCACCUGCACGCACUAUCGCCGACCUUCUUCCUCCCACGUGCGGCCGCCAUCGAGCCAGAGGCAGAGGCCGUUGUGCACGUGACCACCAACGGACGCACCCUGCGUCGAUCCUACGCCGAACUGGCAGAUCGUGCGCGGGGGUUGGCCUACUACCUCGGCCAGAAGGGCUUCUCCCGUGUCGGCAUCCUGGCUCCCAACACCCCGGCCUUCCUCGAGAGCAUCUACGGCGUCAAUGCCGCCGGCGGUGUCAUUGUGCCGGUGAACUAUCGGCUGAAGCAGGAGGAUAUCGCCUACAUUUUUGGCUUUGCACAGGUCGACGCCAUAAUCGUCGAUGCCGAGUUCGUUGGGCUGUUGGACCUCUACCGGAAAGACCAUGGGAAUGUACCAUUGAUUAUCGACACGGAUACGGACGUCACUGAAGGCGAGCUCAGCGGCCCCUUUGACGAGUGUAUUGCUCAGGGGUUGCAGCAUGACCGCGAGACAGGAGGCAAGGGCUGGGACGGCUUGUCCCCGCAACCCAAUGACGAGGAUGACCUUAUAGCCAUCCCCUUCACCUCGGGCACCACAUCAAAACCCAAGGGCGUGGAAUACACACAUCGUGGCUCAUACCUUGCUGCCCUUGCCAACAUCGUCGAGUCCGGCCUGAAUUACCACACCGGGAGAUGCAAAUACCUGUGGACGCUUCCCAUGUUUCACGCCGUCGGUUGGACCUUUCCAUGGGCUGUAACAGCCGUCCGAGGCACACACGUCUGCCUCCGCAAGAUCGACUACCCCUUGAUCUGGCGCCUGCUGACCGAGGAGCAUGUGACGCACUUCAACGCCGCCCCAACCGUCUGCACGCUGCUCUGCGCCGCCGCCGAGGCCCACCGGCUACCAGACCCGCCCGUGCGCGUCACAGUGGCCGCGUCGCCGCCAACUGCGCACCUCUUCCGGCAGAUGACGGAGCUUAACCUCUCGCCCGUCCACGUCUACGGCAUGACCGAGACGUACGGGCCCAUCACAAAGGGCUACCACAUGCCCGAGUGGGAGACGCUGCCCGAGGCGGACAAGUUUGCCCGCAUGGCGCGCCAGGGCCACGGCUUCCUCACCAGCCUGCCCAUCAGGAUCGUGCGUCCCGAGGAGGCCGAGAGGGGCGUGCUGAUCGACGUGGCCAAGGACGGCGCAGAGAUUGGAGAGAUCGUCUUUGCCGGCAACAUCUGCGCAAAGGGCUACCACAACGACCCCGAGGCCACGAAAAAGAUGUUUGCCGGUGGCGUCCUUCACUCUGGCGACCUGGCCGUGUGGCAUCCGGAUGGGAGCGCGCAGAUUCUGGAUAGGCAAAAGGACAUCAUCAUCUCUGGAGGCGAGAACAUAUCCUCGGUCGCUCUUGAGAGCAUGUUGGUCCAGCAUCCGGACGUCCUCGAGGCUGGUGUAGUGGCCGUGCCCGACUCACACUGGGGCGAGAGGCCCAAGGCGUACGUGACGAUCAGGCCGAGUAGGGAAGCAGGCAAGGCGCCGUUGACUCCACAGGGGCUCAUCGACUGGGCCAAGCACCAGAGCGCCAUAUCAAAGUUCAUGAUCCCCAGGGAAGUUGAGAUCGUCGACGAGCUGCCCAAGACGAGCACCGGCAAGAUUAAGAAAAAUGAGCUGCGGGAGUGGGCCAAACAUGGCAAAAGCAGCCAAGAAUAAACAACCCCCUCUAAAAGGGAUGUGUUUGCAUCUCAAUUUUUCGAGGCUGCCGAUAUGCAAAGCAGACACAUCCGUUUUGUCCUUUUGCCAGUUGACUUGAACAACGGCAAUUUCUUUUUUGGAAAGUUAUAGGCUGUAUCGAUGUGAUAUAACAGCCAUUGAUUUAGAGUAGACAGGCAGAAAUAACGAUAGAUGACGGAAAAAAAAAAGUGACCUUAAUUUGAAAGCCAUUUAACAAAAACCAAGACUCCUAUCCAAUAUAAAUGCAAUACAGGAUGUGGAGUGAAAACCCGCCUGAUUACGCCGAUUUGCCCCCAUGAUGCGACUUUUCUGCGCAUGCCCUUGCGCAAAAUAACAACCCAGUCUUGAAAAAGUAGAAGAACCGAAAAGAGAGAGAAAGAGAGAGAGAGAGAAAAAAGGCGUUGAUGAGGAAUAAGAGUGAUAGAAAGGGGUGUUGUAUAUAUCUGUGUGUA
Messenger RNA from Pyricularia grisea, 2591 nucleotides. RefSeq lists its product as uncharacterized. Lineage: Eukaryota; Fungi; Ascomycota; Sordariomycetes; Magnaporthales; Pyriculariaceae. The record is from RefSeq and is a predicted model, not a curated record. The coding region runs from base 340 to 2118 and encodes 592 amino acids. The transcript has 5 exons.